This is a messenger RNA of Medioppia subpectinata, 7218 nucleotides long. Lineage: Eukaryota; Metazoa; Arthropoda; Arachnida; Sarcoptiformes; Oppiidae. The record is from the annotation of a GenBank genome assembly.
CCCAAACGUGAGACAACUGUCACAUCAUUUCUCAAGAAAUACCCCGAAUAUGACGGCAGAGGUGUUAGGAUUGCUAUAUUUGAUACUGGAGUAGAUCCCGGAGCACCGGGUCUUCAGAUUACAAGUGAUGGCAAACCAAAGGUUAUUGAUAUGACAGACACUUCGGGCGCCGGCGAUGUGGACACCAGUACUGUUGUGGAGGCCGACAGCGAGGGUUAUAUCACUGGACUCACCGGUACUAAACUUAAGAUUCCGGGCGACUGGACAAACCCUACUGGCAAAUACCACGUGGGUAUGAAAAAUCUAUACGAGUUGUACCCAAUACACGUGCGGAUCCGUAUAGAAGACGAGUAUAAGGAGAAUGAAUGGACGCCCGGACACAGACGGGCGACAAUCAAUGCGAUGAGAGAGCUCCGGGAGUUUGAGUUGAAACACACGGAACCCAUGAAUGAUAGCUUAGACCAGAAGUUAAUGCGCGAAGAGUUGCGAUCGAGAGUUGAUUUGUUAAAAAAUAUCAAUGCAAACCGUAAGGACUAUGGCCCCACUUAUGACUGCAUUGUGUUUAACAACGGAUCCGAUUGGCAGGCUGUUAUCGAUACUACCGGCGCUGGGAGAUUGGAUGAAUGUACUUUAUUAGGCAAUUACAGGCAUUGUUUUAAAUACGGUACUAUAUCUGACCGAGUCAGUCACGGCACACACGUGGCCAGUAUAGCUGCCGCACACUUUCCGGGUCAGCCCAAUCGAGACGGUGUGGCGCCGGGGGCUCAGAUUGUGAGCGUAUGUAUCGCUGACAAUCGACUAAGCAAUCAUUCACAUACGGGCUCAUCAUUUAUCAGAGCCAUGAAUCGGGCCAUUGAAAUGGAUUGCCAAGUGAUUAACAUCAGCAGUGUGCUUGAUGUAACCGGCCCUGUAUUAGAUUAUAUGCACCAAAUAGUCAAUAAGUACGGCAUUAUAAUUACUGUGUGCGCCGGUAAUGAGGGCCCGGCGUUGACCUCAUGCCAACCCCAAUGGACAGCACAAAACAACCCAUUCAUAUACGUCGGCGGUUACGUCUCGUCAGAUAUGAUGACAGCUCAGCACUCAAUGCGCCGGACUAAUGGCCCGGGUAUGACCUACACGUGGACAUCACGGGGUCCGGCUCAAAAUGGUGAUCUGGGUGUAAGUGUAUGCGCACCAGGAGGUGCUAUAACAUCGGUUCCAUCUUGUGAUCUAUCAAAUGCCGAGCUGAUGAACGGCACAUCUAUGAGUGCGCCCCACGUGGCCGGAUGUGUAGCUCUGUUAUUGGCCGGUUUGAAGGCUCUGUCAAUGCCUUACUCUCCAUAUAGUGUUCGCCGGAGUAUCGAAAACACGGCAUUAAAAGUACACGAAUACCAGCCCUUCACUCAUGGAUUGGGACUCAUCCAGGUAGAGAAGGCUUUCGCACAUUUGUGUGAAUACAGUAUGGGUUGCACUGAACUUAACUUUCACAUUACAACUGAUGGUCAGAAUUCCGGUAUUUAUCUCCGGGAAGUGCCAGAUGUCAGACACCCGAACACUCAUGUGAUCACAAUUGAACCCAAAUUUCUCAAUGAUAAACAUAUCGAUAAUAAACAAAAAAUUGAAUUUGAGAUGAAGUUAAGACUCGUGUGCGACGACCAGUGGAUCACUUGUCCCACAUUUUUGCACAUGACUUACGGUACCAGAGAUAUUACCAUUGAAGUCAACCCAACUGAACUGGAUGAUGGCCAGGCUCAUUUUACAUGGAUCAAUGGCUAUGACAUAGAUUGCAUGGAAAAGGGACCGGUAUUUCGUAUUCCGGUGACCGUUAUCAAGCCAAUUAAAUUACCGGACAAGUUAAAACUGGAGCACUCUAUUGAAUGCCAUGCGGGUCAGGUGUGGCGCCAAUUCGUGGCCAUUCCCGACACCGUUAACGGAAUGAGCGUACGAGUGGUGAGUGACUCGACUCAGGUCACUACUGGUAAAACAAAGUAUUGUCUUCAAGCGCUACAACUACUACCCAAAGAGCGCCGGAAUGUUAAUUACACGAACAGAAUGUUAAGUUUGUCCGCCGGACGUGAAGACGACUAUGACUUUGAGCUGACCGGCGGCCGGACUCUUGAGCUAUGCAUUGGCCAGUUGUGGAGCGAUUUGGACGGCACUCGGGUUACUCUUAACGUCGAGUUUUAUGGUCUCCGGCCCAUACCUGACACAAUGACCAUGGUUUUGUCCAGCGAGAGUGUCGCCCUAAUGGACAUACAGUGCACUACGAAUGUUAAUGACAUUAGACCGAGAAUCUUUCUCAAUAAAUAUGUCCAUAUUCUACAACCUUUUGGCCAUAUUGUUCGCCCACUCGACGAGCGCGAUGCUAUUCCACCGGCACAGCAGCUGUAUGAGUGUCUCUUGACAUACAAAUUAAACUUGACAAAGACCCAGUCGGUAGGUAUAGUCUGGGCGCCCGGCGAUCAUGAGUUAGGUCGGAGAUAUGUGAAUUUCAUGUGGAUGCUUUUUGACACACAAACCAAGUGCUACAUAACGGCCGAGCAUCAUAAAUCAGGAGAACGUACUUGUGAAGAGGUUCACUUGGAGUUCGGUGAUUACACGAUCCUGGUGCAAAUAAAACACACCGAUUACCAGCUAUUAGACCAACUCAAUCGCGCGGCUCUCGGUAUAGAGUACUGCGCGCGGGAAUCGCUUCACACGUACGACACGUACAACGAAGCGGUGGGCAAUCCGACUGGUAUUGGAAACCACUGUAGUUGCGGACAACACACGGCGUAUAUAGCGGGUCUGACCGCCGCCCCCGUAGACACACCGGCCGUUACUGUUGGCUCAUAUUUUGAGGGCAACGUUUACUUGUCUAAAAGCCAACUGUCCCGACCGUUCCGGUACGUCGUGGACAGCGGGUGCCAGUGGGCGGCGCCCAUAGCAUCCUCACCCGGUCCAGCAGGUGGUGACUGUGCGGACACAUCUGCUGGCGUAGAUUCAAAGGCAAUGCUCGACGCGAUCGCAGAUAUGAAAAUCAAUUGGAUUUCAAAAUUACCGGACACUGAGUCGGAUAAGUUAUUUAAUGAGCUAAUAGAGGUCGACAGCGCAAACAUCAAGAUUAUAUUGGCCCGUAUGAGAGCACUCGACCGACAACAGGAUACCAGUGAUCAACAGCGGGAGCGACGACACCGGCAGAUAGUUUUGGCCGACCAGGCGUUGGCUAUUAGCAAAAGUGAUAGUUUGAUUACCGCUGUACUCGUCAUUAAAGGUGUGGCCAUUUGUGAGCUCAUAGACGGACAGUCGGUGUCGGAGCUGAAUGCGAAGGAAACGAGUGGACUGCCCGCUAGUGGUGGCACAGAGUCUGCCAUCACUUCCAGUGUCAUUAUCUCUGAUCAAACGGCAACUACUGGUGGCAAUAUAGCCACAGCUGUGCCAUCAUUUACCAUCUCGGAUGCGGAUCAGGUGUACGAAGAGAUCUCUAAACUAAUUGCCGAUCCGUACGACAAAGAUGUGUAUGAAUUCACUGAACGUCACGCCCUUUUGCACCGGCAUUACGGCCGGGCGUUGAAUGGCUACAAUAGACAGUCUGAUUUGUUGCUCACCCCUGUUAUCUGGCAUAAAAUGAUCAAGCCAAAACGUGAGACCACUGUCACAGCAUUUCUCAAGAAAUACCCCGAUUAUGACGGCAGAGGUGUUAGAAUUGCUAUAUUUGACACUGGAGUAGAUCCCGGAGCACCGGGUCUUCAGAUUACAAGUGAUGGCAAACCAAAAAUUAUUGAUAUGACGGAUACGUCCGGCGCCGGCGAUGUGGACACCAGUACUGUUGUGGAGGCCGACAGCGAGGGUUUUAUUACUGGACUCACCGGUACUAAACUUAAGAUACCGGGCCACUGGACAAACCCUACUGGUAAAUACCACGUGGGUAUUAAAAAUCUAUAUGAGUUGUACCCAAAGUCAGUACGUGAUAGGAUAGCAGCCGAGUAUGAGACUAAUGAAUGGACGCCCGGACACAGACGGGCGACGGCCGAAGCCCUCAGAGAGUUGCAGGCGUUUGAGUCGAAACACACGGAAGCCAUGAAUGAUAGCUUAGACCAGAAGUUAAUGCGCGAAGAGUUGCGAUCGAGAGUUGAUUUGUUACGUGAUAUCAAUGCAAACCGCAAAGACUUGGGACCCACUUAUGACUGCAUUGUAUUUAACAAUGGAUCCGAUUGGCACGCAGUUAUCGACACUACAGGUGUCGGACGGCUCAAUGAAUGUACAGUAUUGGGCACAUAUAGGGAAUGUUUUAAAUACGGAACCAUAUCUGAUCGAGAUAUGCUAAAUUAUGCGGUAAACAUACACAAAGAGGGAAAUUUACUGGAAAUUGUAUCAAUGCCCCAUGCACACGGCACACACGUGGCCAGUAUAGCUGCCGCACACUUUCCGGGUCAGCCCGAUCGGGACGGUGUGGCUCCAGGGGCUCAGAUUGUGAGCGUAUGUAUGGCUGACAACUAUACGGGUUCGUCGCUCAUUAGGGCUAUGAAUCGCGCCAUCGACAUGGGGUGUCACGUGAUUAAUAUGAGCAUUUCAUUUAUUAUACAAGGGGCCGGCGUUGGGCACGUGUCACAAGCAAUGGACCGCUCGCACCAAUUCGCUCAUUUACGUCGGCGCAUACGUCUCGCAGGAUAUGAUGAUUGCCCAAUACUCCCGGUGCAGAGCGCCGGUAAUACAGGGCCGGCGUUGGGCACGUGUCACAAGCAAUGGACCGCUCGCACCAAUUCGCUCAUUUACGUCGGCGCAUACGUCUCGCAGGAUAUGAUGAUUGCCCAAUACUCCAGGUGCCCGACAAAUGGGCGCGGCUUGAGUUAUACGUGGACAUCAAGGGGACCAGCGCCAAACGGUGAUCUGGGUGUGAGUGUAUGCGCACCGGGAGGUGCCAUUACAUCGGUGCCGGUCUGUGACACCUCAAAAUCCGAGCUGAUGAACGGCACAUCCAUGAGUGCGCCCCACGUGUCCGGAUGUGUGGCACUAUUGCUGUCCGGUUUGAACGCUCUGUCAAUGCCUUACUCUCCAUAUAGUGUUCGCCGGAGUAUUGAAAACACGGCAUUAAAAGUACACGAAUACCAGCCCUUCACUCAUGGAUUGGGACUCAUCCAGUUAAGACUCGUUUGCGACGACCAGUGGAUUACUUGUCCCACAUUUUUGCACAUGACUUACGGACCCAGAAAUGUGACCAUACGUGUCGACCCUACCGGCCUCGAGAAUGGGCAAGCACAUUUUACAUGGAUCAUCGCCUACGACACAGAAUGCGUGGAAAAGGGGCCGGUAUUUCGCAUACCCGUCACCGUUAUUAAACCUGAAAGAUUGGCCGAUACGUUGAAUCUGAAACAUUCAAUCACAUGCAGCGCGGGUCAAAUAUGGCGCCAAUUCGUGGCCAUUCCCGACACCGUUAACGCAAUGCGCGUACGAGUGCUAAACGGGGAACAGUGGGGAACCGGCGACACAUUGUUUUCACUACAAGCCCUACAACUGUCAGACAUUAAUACUCAGUCCGUUAAUCGUAUGGACAACAAGUUUUGGCUGUCGGCCGCCAAUGAGGUCGCCUAUGAUAUGAGUGUUGUGGCCGGCGAUACACUGGAGCUAUGUUUUGGCCAGUCGUGGACAAAGGUGGACAAUACACGGGUUACGCUGUGCUUUCGGUUUUAUGGGUUUAGCCCGUUGACGGAUUUUACCAUGUUGUCCAGCGAGCGAAUCGCCCGAAUAGACUUACAGUCCACCACCGGUGUUAUGGAAAUUUUACUAUACCAUAAUUAUUACGUUUGUACCGUUAGACCUAAUGAUCAUGUUGUUCGGCCACUGGAUAACCGCGAUGUCUUACCACCGGCGCAACAACUUUACGAAUGUCUAAUGACUUACAAAUUCAAUGUGCCCAAGAAACAAUCUGUGGACAUACACUACCCAUUAGGCUCUAGAUUGGACAUUGAAUGCGUUAGUUUCAUGUCGAUGAUUUAUGAUUGCGAUACCAAACGCUUGUUGGUUGCCGCUAGCGGUUACAACAACAAUAUUGAGCUAGAUAAAGGUAAUUACACGAUCCGGCUUCAAAUAAAACACCCGGAUAGCUCCCAGUUGGACCGUAUGGGGGCACUCCCUGUGCGAGUCGAGUACUCGAUGUCGUAUCAAAGGCUGGAUCACUACCGGACGUAUAGGGAGGCAGUGUUGGAUAGCAAACGCUCGAUGCCAUGUACUCUACAACCCAACACUCCGUACCCGGUGUUCAUCGUCGGUCUGACCACAACUCCGGCCGAUAUACCUGUCGUAACCGUGGGCUCGCAUUUUGAGGGCAAAAUAUGGUUGGAUAAGAAAGGAUUAUCCCUUCGUUUCCCCAUCCGGUAUAUUGUCGACACCGGUAGUCAUUUGGCGCCCAAAGCCCUGACCACUGGUCCGGCUGGUGAUACCGGGGGUGGGAAGGGUAUAGCGGACACUACAGUUGGUAAACAUAUGCUAUCGGACGACGACAAAUUACCGGAGACUGAGUCAGACACGCUGUUCAACGAGUUAAUGGCGGACGACAGCACAAACACCCGGGUUAUAUUGGCCCGGAUGCGAGCUCUGGAUAAAUCAACCACUAGUGAUGUGCACCAGGAGUGGGAGCGCCGGCACCGGCAGAUAGUAUUGGCCGAUAAGGCGUUGGCUGUGAACGAAAUCAGUGUUUUGACUGCUAUGAGGGCCACGUUUAACACUGCGAGACAGACGCCCGACAUCAGGGAAUGUGUGAAAAUAUUAGAGACGGAAAGUGCGACCCUUUUGGAUGUGUUGGUCAUUAAAGGUGUGGCCAUUUGUGAGCUCAUAGACGGACAGUCGGUUUCAAUGCAAAAUGCGGAGGAAACGAGUGGACUGUCCGCUAGUGAUAGCUCCGAGUGUGUCAUCACUUCCAGUGUGAUUAUUACUGAUGAAACACUAACUAAUGGUAGUACAGCCCCAACUGUGCCAUCGUUUACCAUCUCGGAUGCGGAUCAGGUGUACGAAGAGAUGUGUAAACUAUCUGCCGAUCCGUACGAUACAAAAGUAUAUAAAUUCACUGAAAGUUACGCCCUUUUGCACCGGCAUUACGGCCUGGCGUUGAAAGUGUAUUGCAAACAAUUUGAUCUAGUACCCAGUCGUGAUGUGUGGGAUAAAAUGAUUAAGAUGUUUCACUGUUUGAAUUGGACUCAUAUUGAAAAGCAAUACAUUCGCAACACUAACGCUAUGUUUCCCAAAGAUUAUCGACUAUUUUAA